GCGUGUGCACUUGUUUUGAUUAGGAUUUUGUUUCGAUUAGAUAGAUAUUUAUGGCUACCUCAGUGACAAUUUUUACAUAAUGCCAAACAAAGGAUUACCAUGAACUGACCGACCGUGGGUAUAGUACGAGCGUGUGGUAUCCAAUGAUUGGACUAGUGAAGUGGUUCCGAACAGUUACCAAAACAGCGUUCAGCAAAAAGUACCUGCUGCUAACGAAUGUAGCCAUCUCGGUCAGCCUAUCUGGCGUGGGUGAUAUAAUCGAGCAGCAUUAUGAAAUCUACAACGGUCAACUAGCAGCGUGGGACCGCCAGCGGACCCGCUUCAUGUCAAUCUCCGGCAUGACGGUCGGUAUAUUCUGCCACAGCUGGUACAACUUUAUGGACCAUCGGUUUCCCGGCCGCACGAUAGGACUGGUGCUGAAGAAGGUACUGAUCGAUCAAACCGUCGCCUCGCCAAUCGUGAUAUUCCUUUUCUUCGCCACGCUGGCAGUGCUGAAACGUUCCUCAUGGGAGGAAACACGUCACGAGGUGCGGGAAAAGUUUAUCCGACUGUACACGGCCGAAUGGAUCGUUUGGCCACCGGCGCAAAUCGUCAACUUUUACUUUCUACCGACGAAGUAUCGCGUGUUGUACGAUAACACGAUUUCGCUCGGGUACGAUGUUUACACCAGCUAUGUAAUUAAUGAGGAUUGCGGUAGCGAUCAAACCGACGCACAGACAGUAAGCCAUACAAGAGACUAAACCUGUACACCGGGACACACAGCAAUAAAUGUUAAAUAUAAUAUGAUUA
Molecule: messenger RNA, 789 nt
Organism: Anopheles moucheti
Lineage: Eukaryota; Metazoa; Arthropoda; Insecta; Diptera; Culicidae
Product: mpv17-like protein 2
Exons: 1
Coding region: 144-740 (198 amino acids)
Biological process (GO): mitochondrial ribosome assembly
Cellular component (GO): cytoplasm; membrane
Source: RefSeq, a predicted model, not a curated record